Molecule: messenger RNA, 213 nt
Organism: Aspergillus pseudotamarii
Lineage: Eukaryota; Fungi; Ascomycota; Eurotiomycetes; Eurotiales; Aspergillaceae
Exons: 2
Coding region: 1-213 (70 amino acids)
Source: RefSeq, a predicted model, not a curated record
AUGCGGUUUAUUUACCUUCUGUUGGCUCUACCAUCCUUGUGCCUUGCAGCACCAACUAGUGCUCAUGCUUCACCACGGGACUUGAACACGUUUGCAGGAAAUGAACAUCAGGGCUACGAAUCCAACGGAGAACACCAGGUUUCUGAGCGGGACGUUGACGACAUUGAAUGCGGGGGACACCAGGCCUAUAAGAGGGACUUUGACGGCUGCUAG